This is a messenger RNA of Danio rerio (zebrafish), 876 nucleotides long. Lineage: Eukaryota; Metazoa; Chordata; Actinopteri; Cypriniformes; Danionidae. The record is from RefSeq and is a predicted model, not a curated record.
AUGAAGCUGAUUUGUUUAGCCCUCCUGCUUAUUAGUGGAAUUACAGGCUCAAGAUCAGAGCGGUAUGAAGUGUUGGGAUCUGCAGGUCCUGUGUUUGCUGUUGCUGGUGAAGAUGUGCUUCUGCCCUGUUCAGUCAAACCCAACAUCAGUGUUGUGGACAUGAGAGUCGAGUGGUUUAGACUUGAUCAGAAAUAUUCAGUUCAUCUCUAUGAGGAUCAUGAAGACAGAAACACAGAGCAGAUUCAGUCCUACAGAGGGAGAACUGAACUCAAUCAUCAACAACUACAGACAGGAAACGCAUCACUCAGACUAUCAGCAGUGAAAGUGUCUGAUGAAGGACGCUAUAAGUGUUUUAUGCAGUCAAAAACCUGGUCUGAUGAUACCACUGUUAAUGUCAAAGUUGAAGCUGUAGGAAGUCCUCCAAUGAUCACAGUAGAUGGAUUUGAUCGUUCAGGAGGGCUUCAUCUACUGUGUGAAUCUGAAGGUUGGCAUCCUGAACCUGAUCUUGAGUGGCUGGACAGUGAAGGAGUCAGAUUGAGUCCAGAAUCUACAGAGAUGCACAGAAACACAGACGGAUUCAGUGUGAAACACACCGUCACUGUUCAUCAGAGAGACGGCAAGAUUCACUGCAGAGUCAAAGUGAGACACCACAUGCUGGAGACACUGAUCAGCUCUACAAGUAAUAUGUUUGCUUCGUGGAGGACAUCAGUGAUUGUGAUAUCAGUUUUUUCUGUGCUCAGUGUGAUUGCUGGAAUACUGAUAACUGUGACUGUUCAGAAAAAUAGCGAACACAAACAACUACAGGAUGAGAAGAGCAGAAUACAACUUGGAAACCGGGGAACCCGGGGAAAACCCACGCGAACACGGGGAGAACAU